AUGAAAUGGUUUCUGGGAAUUUUUUUCUUAUUGUUACCGAUAUCCACUUUACGAGUGGUAUUAGCUGAUUCCGACCCGAAGAAAACCGAUGUGAAUAAUCAAAAACUACCACCUUGUCAAGCUUGCAAAGUAUUAGUUAAAUCUUUUCAACAUGGAAUGGAAAAAACAUCUAGGGGAAAAUUCGAGGGAGGUGACGCCGAUUGGGAAGAAAAAAAAUUAAAAACCUACGCCUCGAGCGAAGUGCGUUUCGUCGAAAUACAAGAAAAUAUAUGCAAUGAAAUCGACAAGGGAAAAUUUCAAUGUCAGGGUUUGGCCGAAGAAAACGAAGGAUUAUUCGAAGACUGGUGGAAAAAUCAAGAUAAAUAUGGGGAUUUACACGAAUGGCUGUGCAUUGAAAAAUUAAAAGUUUGCUGUCCCGACCUUCACUACGGUGCAAACUGCACUCCGUGUCAAGGAUUCCCAAAUAAUGUUUGUAAUAAUAAUGGUAAAUGUAAAGGGUCGGGAACCAGAAAAGGCAACGGUCAGUGCAGUUGCAACGUCGGUUACGAGGGUACUCUUUGUGAUAAAUGCUCUGAUAAACAUUAUGUGUCUUAUAAAGAUGAAACCAAAAUGUUAUGCUCACCGUGUCAUAAUUCGUGUCUGAGCACUUGUACAGGUGCAGGACCGAAAAGUUGUGUGGCUUGCAAAGAAGGUUGGCAAAUGCACACAGAGCUCGGGUGUUUAGAUGUAAACGAAUGCAUUGCAAAAAAUGAUGCAUGUAAUAGUCACCAGUUUUGUGUGAAUAACGAUGGCUCCUACACUUGUUUGGAGUGUGACAAAGCCUGCAAAACGUGUAACGGUGAUGGGCCUGACAUGUGCGAUGAAUGCGCAAAUGGAUAUUAUCUAGAAGAUAAAGUUUGCAUUGAUGAACAGAAAAAAACGAGAGAAAACAAAGUUACAAUGGCUAGGUAUAUUACUUAUUUCGGAUUGUGCGUUGCUACUUGUAUCAUUUUUCAAAAGAAUACAUUGGUUGCCGGUUUAAUCGGAUUUUCAGUUGCUGUCUAUAUUUCAGUAUCAGAAUUAAUGCUAGCAUCGGAAAAAAAUAAUAGUAAAUCAGAUUUUAACAUUCAAAAUAUUUUUAAAAUCAGUUAA
Pediculus humanus corporis (human body louse) is the source of this 1131-nucleotide messenger RNA. RefSeq lists its product as uncharacterized. The transcript has a single exon. Gene Ontology annotation, molecular function: calcium ion binding. Lineage: Eukaryota; Metazoa; Arthropoda; Insecta; Psocodea; Pediculidae. Bases 1 to 1131 code for a protein of 376 amino acids. The record is from RefSeq and is a predicted model, not a curated record.